Messenger RNA from Austrofundulus limnaeus, 2079 nucleotides. RefSeq names its product limb and neural patterns a (gene lnpka). The record is from RefSeq and is a predicted model, not a curated record. Gene Ontology annotation, cellular component: endoplasmic reticulum tubular network. Gene Ontology annotation, biological process: endoplasmic reticulum tubular network organization. The transcript has 13 exons. NCBI's taxonomy places the organism in Eukaryota, Metazoa, Chordata, Actinopteri, Cyprinodontiformes, Rivulidae. Bases 278 to 1492 code for a protein of 404 amino acids.
CCUUCUGUGUGCUGGAACCAUCACUUUUAGCUCAAGACUUUCUGCUGCUAACGCCCCCCGGAAACAGCUGCUAAUUUAGGUUAGCAAAGAGACUCAGCUGCUGCUGCAGCCCAGGACACUGAGCAAGUUAGAAAAAAACUGAGUUUGCAUAUGCUUGUCGAUUGAAUAAACACUUGUAGCUAUCAAAAGAGUGAGUGAGCUGGUGGAUUGUAAACCAGUAAAAGACAGUGAGAACAGAUCCAAAUAAGACAACAAAUCCCACUCCCACUUCAUCAAUAUGGGAGCUGUAAUCUCAAGAUGGAGGGCUAAACCAUCCACCGUGGAGACUUUGGAACGACUUGAAAAGAAUAUCCAGACCCUUGAAGACUACAGUGUGAAGUAUCAAAGGCAGCUGAAGAUAUGGGUGGGACGGCUGCUUCUCUAUUCGUCUCUGCUCUACUUGAUUACCUGUGUCGUCGUGUAUUUCUGGUACCUGCCUGAACAGAUGAUGGGACGGCUCAUACUUUCUCUUCCGUUUGUAAUUUUUCCACUUUUAGUGUGGUUACUGCGAAAGAUGCUUGUAUAUAUAUUUUCGCGAAGAACUGAAAAAAAUAAUGAAACAUUAGAAGAUCUGAAAGCACAAAAAAGAAAAAUACUUGAAGAAGUAAUGGAAACUGAGACGUACAAAAAUGCCAAAAUGAUUCUGGAAAGAUUUGAUCCAGAUUCAAAGAAAAAUAUUGAACCUGAAUCCACUCCAGUUGGACCACAGAAAUCUCCCAAACCAGGACAAGAGCUCCGCCAGCGUCAUGUCAUGCCAAAGACCCCAGUGGUGAUGGUGAAUCCUGGAAGCGGUUCUGCUGCCCGUCCUCCUCAUGCCUCUGGGCCCAGCUAUCCUGGACGAUCUUCCCACUCUGCUCCCGGCGGACCCCCAGAGAGGAGCCUGUCAGCAGUAGCUGCUCAGCAGAGCUUGAUGAGGAAGCCCGUGACCCCGGGAACACCUGUUCCAGGAGUCGGCAUGCACCCACCAGGCCCACCCCUGGCUAGACCUGUGCUCCCAAGGGAAAGGAGUGCCAUGGACAGAGUUGUUGAGUAUCUUGUUGGAGAUGGUCCUCAGAACAGAUACGCUCUCAUAUGUCAGCAGUGUCUCUCUCAUAACGGCAUGGCAUUAAAAGAAGAAUUCGAAUACAUCGCCUUCCGAUGUGCGUAUUGUUAUUUCUUGAACCCUGCGAGAAAGACCAGACCUCACGCACCCAGACUCCCUGAGGUCACUGAACCCAAGACACCAUCUGAGGUGCCCCAGCCUUCAUCUCUUAACGUUGAUGAAGACCAGUGUGUUUCAGGAAAAACCAAGCUUGCUGAUGCCCCACUUGGAACAGAUGCCCAUGAGUYGGGCACAGUGACGGCCACGGAGCCCAGUUCUGCAUCAGAUGCCCAAAACACCACUGAAUCACAAGACCAGGCCUCCGAGAAAUCUGAUGAAGAGCAUGACGUUUCUGCCAUGGAAGUGGAAUAAACCAGAGUGGUGAUAUUUUAAUUCAAGUCAAGCUGGAGCAUUUAGUUUUUGGUUUGUUUACAGUUACACACAUUAGGUUGCAUAAGCAYCAUUCAGCUGGAAGUCCGUUUCUUGUAAGAAAAACCCUUUUUAAACGUCUAGCAAUGAGCUAUAUACUGUAUUACAUGACACCAGCAUAAUCUGUCAAGAUUGUGCACCAAUAAACACUAUAAAGUAUGUCUUGUUUCUGAAGUUAUAUUUUAGUAUUUUUUUUUUGUUUUUUCUUGUCUGUAUUUUUUUUUGAUGAAGUUUGACGUGUUGUGAUGAAUUGAGUAUAAUACCCACAAGCAUGUUGGAAUGUUUUGUGAAGAGUUUUAUUUAUGAACGAUUAUUUAUAACCAUUUUCUUCUGUGUUUGAGAUGACAGUGUUUACUUUGGUACUCUGCAGCAUUUAAUUGCUAACAUGUUUACACAGCCAGGAAUUCACAUGCAGUAAGUGUGUUUGUUACUAAAAGCAAUGCAAGGAGAGUUGUGUUAUGUCCUAAGUGCCUUUUUCUUUGUUGUGUUGCUUCAAAGUAUUUUCAAUAAAAUUAUAUUUUACAAGAAGA